Molecule: messenger RNA, 3177 nt
Organism: Closterium sp. NIES-65
Lineage: Eukaryota; Viridiplantae; Streptophyta; Zygnematophyceae; Desmidiales; Closteriaceae
Source: the annotation of a GenBank genome assembly
AUGGCUGUGGAUUACCUGACGGGCGCGAUCAUCAUGGCACCCAGCAGCAGCAGCAAGCACACUGGGGCCACUGGAGCCACUCUCACAGGCCCUGCUGCUAGUACCACAAGCAACAACACCACCAGCAGCACUGGCGCCAGCAGCAUGAUGAGGGCGCCACGGCAGCCCCAGGCCGCUGCCACCGCCGGGGGAACUUCCCGUGGUGCUGGGACUGCAAGCGGUGCUGGGACUGCCAGUGGUGCUGGAACUGCAAGCGGUGCUGGGACUGCCAGUGGUGCUGGAACUGCAAGCGGUGCUGGGUGCGGCGCCGGCGGAACGGCUCGCAGUAACGUGACCAGCACGGCGAAUUCGGCGGGGAAUGCACCACUGGCGCUGCGUCAAGAGGGGUCCGCCCAACAGCUCUCGACCACCGCGUUUCCUGCAGCGAGCGCCGGCGGCGGCAGUGGCGGUUGUCACGCUGCGGAAGGGGCGAAUCCGGGAGCCAGCAGCGGCGCCCCUGCGUUCGCGACACUGUUCCCGCAGUGGGCAGCAGUGGACGCGGAGCAGCUGAGCCGCGUGGCCCACGACGUGAUGCCGGAAGAUGGGCACUGCUGGCUCAAGUACGGGGAGAAGCGACUCGUCAAGUCCUCCUGCCGCAGGUCGUACUUCCGUUGUGCGCGCUCCACGUGCCGCCGUCCGCCAGCUCUCACUCCUCUGUCGUACUUCCGCUGUGCGCGCUCCACGUGCCUCCCUCCGCCUGCCAGCGCUGACACUGAUAAUGCUGCUGAUGCCAGCACUGCCACCCCAACCGCCGCCUCUCCCCCCACCGUCUUCCACCCCUGUCCGGCUCGCAAGCGGGUCGACUGGCAACUACUGCAUCUCACUCCUGCCACCCACCCGUCGCAGCUGCCGCCCGGUUUCGACGCGGCAGCGCACCUCCGGGCGGCAGGCAAGCCGCCCGCGUCCAUAGUUUUCUUCCGAGUGUCGUACCUGAACAAGCACAACCACAGUAACCCGCCCAUUGGCCUCCAGUUAGUGUCUUCUGGAGCACCAGAUGCAGCUUGUCAUGCUGGGGGUGUGAACUGCACCCCGUCACCAGAUGCAGCUGCUGCUGCAACAGGCCUAACUGGGCAGCGCUCAUCCACACCCACAUCUCUGGGCAAGCGAUCGCGUGAAUCUGACCCCUCCUUGAUGUCAGAGCCAUGCUUGCCCUCUCAAAUGUCAGAGCCAUGCUUGCCCUCUCAAAUGUCAGAGCCAUGCUUGCCCUCUCAAAUGUCAGAGCCGUGCUUGCCCUCUCCUGCUCCCCACGCAGUGACUUUUGAGUCGACUCAAAUGUCAGACCCGUGCUUGCCCUCUCCUGCUCCCCGCGCACGAUACGCCUCCCAGGACUUUAAUUUCCCAACCUUGGACUCGAAUCAAGGAUACCAACGCCCCCACCGGCUCCGGCCCUCCUUUGAACCGCAAUUCGUUUGUGGGGGAUUCCGCGUGGCUCACGCCUCUCAAGCGUCUCCGGUCUCUGCCGCGAAUCACGCCUCUCCUGCCCCUCACGCCUCUCCUGCCCCUCACGCCUCUCCUGCUUCUCACACUCCUCCCUUCUCUCACGUGUCUGCCGCAUCGCACGUGUCCUCUGCUUCCCCUGCCGCCUCUCACCCGUCUCAUGCAUCACUCACCUGUGCUGCCGCGACUCACUCCUUCACGCCGCCCAAGCCGAUAAAAUUGAGCUUUUCUCCUCCCGCCGAUUGUGAAUCUAUAGCAGGGAAGAACGCUUGGAAUAACACCGGUGGCAAAAGGAGCAACAACUGGAGCAGCGAAAGGAACGACAGCUGGCGCGCCGUGGCGGGUGGCGGCAUAGACGGCUACGGGCGGCCGAUGAGCAGAAACGGCAGCGCCACCAACGCAUCUGUAGCGGCUGUGCCUGCCCCUGCGUCGGGUGACGGCAUUGGCGGUUACGGGCGGUCUAUUUGCAGGAGCAGCGGGAAUGAUUCAGGUGUGGCACCUGUGCCUUCCCCCGGGGGGGGCGGGGGGAUUGGCGGCAUUGGUGGUUACAGGCAGUCUAUGAGCAGGAGCAGCGCGACUGAUCGGGGUGCGGCUCUUGUGCCCACCGCUGUGACUGCGGUGGGUGACCAGUUUGAUGACUCAGCGCCACGUCAGCUGCAGGGGCUGCUGGAAGAUAUGGUGCCACGUCAGCUGCUGCAGGGCUCGCAGCGAGUCACAGGAGCAGGACAGUAUCGCGUGCCAUCUGAUGCUGCAGCAACAGGAGCAUCAGGAGCGUCGUUUCAGACCCCAGCCACAUCAGUAGCACCGGAUAAGGCAGCAGCAGCAGCAGCAGCAGGGGCAGUAGCAGCAGUGCCGUUUCAGACCACAGAAAGCAUUGCAGUGGAAGCGGAACGAUCGGCUGCAGUGGAAGCCAAGCCAGAGGCUGUUGUGAUUGAGAUGCCACCAGCACAGUUUCAGGCUUCUCAAGUGGCUAUGCAACCACAGCUCCCAUCACCUUCUCUCACCACUCCUCCUGACCCCACUCCGCUGACCACUUCUCUCACCACUCCACCAGCCGCUAUGGGCACUUCUCCAAACGGCACUGCCCCAGCCAGCGUGCAUCAUCCCGUCGCCUCUCUCCCUCCCGUCGCCUCUCUCCCUCCCGUCGCCUCUCUCCCUCCCGUCGCCUCUCUCCCUCCCGUCGCCUCUCUCCCUCCCGUCGCCUCCCUCCCUCCCAUCCCCAACCACUUCCUGAACCUCGUUCCGAACCACGAGCAACAUUCAGGCAGUGCUGCUGCGCACCUGCACCAGUUCCACAUCCCCCAGAUGCCACCUGCGCAGGCAGCUCAGGCUGCUGAAAUCCAAGCCAGCAUGAGUCACACUUGCGAUUUCAUGGGCAUGGCCUGCAAUUCUGUGUGGGCCUCUGAUGUCGCUUUCAGUCCUGCGGUUCCAACCACUGCUGCUGUUGCUGCUGGGCAGACUCCGGUGAUGCGAUGCACUCGCACUUUGAGCGUAGGGCUUGAUGACUUGAGUGGUACGGGUGGCAUGGGUGGCUCGUGCGGCAUGGCUGGCAUGGGUGGUGGGGGAGGCAUGGGCGGCACGGGCGGCAUGGGCGGCACGGGCGGCAUGGGGGAGGAUGAGUUGCUGUGGGAGGCGGCAGCAUGGCUGGCAGAGCAGGGAGGGCUGGAGGCACUCGAUUGGCUGCCAGAACUGUCAGGUUGA